Dioszegia hungarica is the source of this 483-nucleotide messenger RNA. RefSeq lists its product as uncharacterized. Lineage: Eukaryota; Fungi; Basidiomycota; Tremellomycetes; Tremellales; Bulleribasidiaceae. The coding region runs from base 1 to 483 and encodes 160 amino acids. The record is from RefSeq and is a predicted model, not a curated record. The transcript is spliced from 4 exons.
AUGGCCGCCCCCUCGAACACCCUCGGCUCCGGCCCCAACACCACGAACACCCCCGGCACUGGCCCCACUGUCCUCGAGCAGACCAAAAGCCUCGUCGCUCAGACCGUCGAGCAGGUCUCUGCUCUCGCCAGCCAGGCUGCCAACUCGCAGACCACCGCCGACUUGACCGCUCAGGCCAAGUCUAUUGGUAACCAGGCCGUCGCCGUCGCUGCCUCGGCCGCGUCCACCGCCGGUGCCACUGCUUCCAGCCUCGCUGGACAGGCACACGCCCAGGCUCACGCCGCCGCGCCUAGCAUCGUCCCUGCGCCCGCUGCCGGUGGUGUCUCGACCUCGGUCGGUGGUGUCGACAAGAGCGGAGACCUUCACCCGGCCAGCUCGGCCGACCAGCACAAGCUCGAGCAGGAACUCGCCCAGCGCCCGUCUCCCUCAGAACUGGUCAACAAGGGUAUCCUUAACGCUGACGAGGCCCCGCCCACCAAGUAA